UAGUUGGAGUAGCUUGGAUGAGUAGGAGGUCGUUGCCCCCCGCAAAGCCCAUGGGCCAAACAUUUGCCCAGAAAUUAGUGACAACCCAACACCCACGACACCGAACCCGUUACACCCACCCAAGCAAGCGUUUGAGGCUGCUUCAAAGGGUGUCAAAGGCCGAUUGUUUACCCGCUGGAUAUCCAUUUGAUUUGGGUUGGCUCAACUAACUUCUUCGAGACCGAAGUGACUUUGAUAUCUUGUUAUCAGCCAAUCUCAGCCUACAAGGAGGGAAUAUCGACAUAUAUUUGAGUUAUUGUAAGACCGAUUGGUUGGUUGAUUCUCACCUCUAGUAUCUAUAAAAUUACAUCCCCUUUUACUAUCGCCAAACAGCUACGAUGUUUCAGCCCUUCGAGAGCCAUGCAGAGCAAUGGAUCAAGCGAUACGAGAAAGCGGUCGAGGAAUACUCUCAGAAGACUUUGGCGGCUGAGAGUCAGAGCUCACAAUCCAACCUAGAACGAUUUAUCAGGUCGGCAGCGAGCGCCAAACCGCCGAUAAUACUCCCCUCAUUCGCCCAGGAGUCCUUCCAACGCGCCUUCUCCGAAAACUACCUCGAGGACGACUAUGGUGGGGCCUCCUUGGACCUGGACCCCAAUCUGGGUCAGUCGGCUCAGGUCCCUCUCGGCAGGUCCAAAUUGAUACCUCUACCCCCGGCCUUCCUCAACGGCGACACAACCUUCGAGCGACAAGACCCGCAAACCGUGCACACCAAGUUCGAGAAUAUUACGAGCACCUUCAUCGGCAUCGGAGGGCAUCUCUAUCAAUUGAGAGAGGUGGUCGACUACUGGCUCCCCAGGGAUAGCCCAGAGACCCUCGAGGUCGCCCGAGUCAGAUGGUGGCCAAGCCAGCUCAUCGAACAGGCCCGACUGCGAACCAUACACGAAAUGAACUCAAUUCAGAUCAGCUUCACCGAAAAUUUACACCUCGUCAAUAACACUAUCUGCGACCUGAGAGAGGGCGCGUUUGGUGGCCGUCUUAACACUAAGUCGAUGGCUUGUGCAAGAGAAAUGUUUGAGACUCUUAGAGACUUGAGAAAACUGUUGUUACGCAUUCAACGACCGGCAUCAGACCGCGCCAGAUCGCUGAGCACGACGUCGAUAUGGUUCUCUACGAAAUGCUUGCCGCCAUUGAUGGAGGAUUUGCAGGAGCCAUACAUGGCCGAGCGCUUCGACCAAAACGACCCGAACCAGGCGCAUCUAGGCGAGCUCUUCAGCGAGCAUUGUGUCGGCCUUACGGCCACGAUCAAGAUCCUGUCGGAGGCGUAUGAACACCUGUCCGAGACCUUCAAGACGGUCGACGGGAUCUGCAAGACGAUGAUCGAGGGCAUCCACAAACUCAUGCUCGAUGUCCAUCUCGGCCAGACCACUGGCGAGUUUAUCGCCAGCUGGGCUAACCGUUGGGAACGCGUCACCUUCGCCCUGCUUCUCAGAGUCCUUGGCCUGCCUGCUAUCAAUCUCGGCCUCCAGAGAGACUUCCCGACCAUGGAAGUCGAAUACUUUGUCCCAGAAUGAUCCCCCCCUCGUCUUCACUCUCAUUGGACACUCUUCGGCUCCGAUCUUCCUCGUAUUCUUACGGACUUGUGUGUCGUCUUGGGCUCUGUAUCGUUUUACUAGUUAUGAGAUAACUCUCUUCCCCAGAAAAUACUUAUUUAUCAUGUAAUCCCUGCCGAACCUUGCUUCAAGGUUUCUUGUAUUACCAUUUCCCAUGUACAUAUUAAACGAUUGGGCGCUGUUGUUCUUGCUUUUGCUAUCUGAAUCUUGUAUUGCCACCGGGUUCCAAAAAAAACAUGCUGAAAUGAAAGACCUGGUUCAAACUC
This is a messenger RNA of Puccinia graminis f. sp. tritici CRL 75-36-700-3, 1855 nucleotides long. RefSeq lists its product as uncharacterized. The record is from RefSeq and is a predicted model, not a curated record. Bases 378 to 1550 code for a protein of 390 amino acids. Lineage: Eukaryota; Fungi; Basidiomycota; Pucciniomycetes; Pucciniales; Pucciniaceae. The transcript has 2 exons.